AGGGCUUAGAAUUUCUACAAAGCUGUUCAUAUUUUUUGUAUUCCAUCAAACAUCCCCAACCGCAAAUAUGUCACCUAUCGCGAACCUCCCAGUAGCAAUCCUUUACAACAAAUCAAGAUAUCUCUCACGUCUUAGUAUCUAUCUAGUAUUCGGAAAAUAUACACUCGCGUCAUCAGCACUGUCUGAGAAUAAAGCUCAAUCCACAAACCAUCGCAAGAACAACAGGAUGGAAAUGCUUGUCACUAAUUUCUGUUGGUGUUGAUACCAACUCGCUUAUCAAAACCAACACAACUUCCCCUCCCUCAGCCUCCACUGUGCCUCAAGGAGCCAGCAGACCAACAAAUGAUAUACUCCACACUUAAGGUGACGAGAGUAAUGAAGUGCUUCGACUUUUCCAUCUCAAUCACGAUUCCAAGUUUCCGUCUUGAAACGGAUCGGAACAUCAAGUGUUCGUCUCAACUACAAAUAGAAUGUCAUUCAUCAACAUAGACCUACCAAUAGCCCUCCUCUACCACCAUUCUAAGAUCCUCGAAGGUAUAAGCAUACGCAUGGGAACAGGUACAUUCUCAAGUACGUACCACUCGUCCCCACUGAACCCCUCCAUCCAUAUCAUUCAAAAUUCAACGACGUCUCAUUUAGAAACACCUCCUAUCCCAACUCGCGAUUCAAAACCAUGUCCCUCAUGUCUCUUCGCGCCAAGACAAGAUCUCUGCACGCUCUGCCGACGCAACUGGCUUCAAAGCAUAGAACAACCGAUACCAUACCAGCGGAUGCAGCAUUUGUUUCUAGCGAUCAUGCAUUUUACCUGUGGCUGGGUGAUCCUCAUAGGAAACAUGGUCAAUGAGUGGUGGAGUCCUGGCCCGUUCUUUUCGAAACUCCUGUACCUCAUCUCCCCUCUCCUGCCUCCACCUCUCCUGAGCUCACCACCAUCCUUCCCCUUCACAGUCCUCAUGAAUAUCUUGGGAUGGAUCUCCGCACUCAUCACUUUCCUCACCCUACUCCUGUUCGUUCUAGGCUACAUGCUAGAGUACAGCUGGACGAAAACGCGCCUUCAGGAAGCAAGAGAACGACCUAGAGUGAGGCGAUUCCGGCGGCAGAGAAAUAAGGAUAUCUGUUGUCCUGGAUUAUGUGUGCUGCUGCACAUGGUUGGUCUUGGUGUUCAGAUGUAUGUCACAUUGUUGUGCUGUACAGAGCAGGAGAAUAGACUGGUCAUGCUACCUUGGCAGUUGGGGUGGCAUCACUUGGUAAUGCUUGCAUUUAAGAGGCUGGAGAGGAAAGAAAUCGUGGACUUGGAGAGCGAUGGUGGAGAUAUUGAGGUGGAGGGGGGCUUGGCGAAGGGGGCUUGA
This is a messenger RNA of Cadophora gregata, 1346 nucleotides long. RefSeq lists its product as uncharacterized. Bases 471 to 1346 code for a protein of 291 amino acids. The transcript has 2 exons. The record is from RefSeq and is a predicted model, not a curated record. Lineage: Eukaryota; Fungi; Ascomycota; Leotiomycetes; Helotiales; Ploettnerulaceae.